Staurois parvus is the source of this 436-nucleotide messenger RNA. The record is from the annotation of a GenBank genome assembly. Lineage: Eukaryota; Metazoa; Chordata; Amphibia; Anura; Ranidae.
UGGACAGCGGGCAUCGGGUCACCAGGCAUCAAGUCAUUUGGCUCGACAGCGAGCAUCGGGUCACCAGGUAUGACAGCGGGCACUGGGUCACCAGGCAUCAGGUCAUUUGGCUCGCCAGCGGGCACCGCGUCAUCUGGCAAGGCAGUGGGCACCGAGUCACCAGGUACGACAGCGGGCUCUGAGUCAAUUGGCACGACAGCGGGCACCGGAUCAUCUGGAUCAACAGCGGGCAUCGAGUCAACUGGCCUAAUAGGAUCGCCGAGUAGACGCAUCAGGCCGAGUAGAGAGGCUUCAGGCCGAGUAGAGGCAUCAGGCCGAGUAGAGGCUUCAGGCCGAGUAGAGGCUUCAGGCUGAAGAGAGGCAUCAGGCUGCAUACAGGCAUCAGGCCGAGUAGAGGCAUCAGGUUGCGUACAGGCAUCAGGCUGAGUACAGGCAU